Messenger RNA from Pygocentrus nattereri (red-bellied piranha), 3258 nucleotides. RefSeq names its product epiphycan (gene epyc). The record is from RefSeq and is a predicted model, not a curated record. Lineage: Eukaryota; Metazoa; Chordata; Actinopteri; Characiformes; Serrasalmidae. The transcript has 10 exons. Gene Ontology annotation, molecular function: protein binding. The coding region runs from base 187 to 2280 and encodes 697 amino acids.
CCUACCUUCACGAGCACACGGCAGGUAGAGCACCCGGCGCGCGCACACACCCUCGCACAUCACCCCCCCACCCACACACACACACUAUAACACAACGACACACAAACGCACACAUAUACCCACACUCCCCUUCUCAAAGGUGCCCUAAGCGAGCCGUUACAUUGGCCAGGCCCACCAGCCCUGUGCAUGUCCACGCUGAAGAGAGGGACCAUUUGGGACAGCAGCAGACAGAGGGGGAUGAUGAUGAUGGUGCCCGGCCGGUUGCUUUUGGGACUCCUGGUCCUGAAUGUGGUGUCAGCCUCUCCCACAAGACACUCCCGGCAAGGGGAACUAGACAACUAUGACGUGGAUCUAAGCGCGGACCCGGAUAUUGAAUAUUACGAGGAGCUGAUUGAUGAACCUCAGUUCAGCACUGAGGACAACGACCCUGCACCAGGUCCUUCACUGGAGGAGGAGGAAGAAGAAGAACAUGAGUGGGAAAGAGGAAGACAGGAUAAGAAGAAAUUGCCAAUAAAGCCCCACCUUAUCCCAUCAGGCUCUGGGGAGCCAGGGGUUUUGAUGGGACCUGACACCCAGGGAGAGGAGGAGCUUCGUCUGACACCCAUUGACAUCCUUCAUAUCUCUGGAGACUCUUUGGGUUCUGGGGACAACUCUGGAGGUUCCGGAGCUUCAGAGACUUCUGGGGAGAUUCUCAGUUCUGGAGUAUCUGGUUCUGGGGAACCUCUUGGCUCUGGAGGUUCUGGGGACUUCAGUUCUGGAGGUUUUGCAGAUGUUGGUUCUGGAGCCUCUGGGGACAUUGUGUCUGAAAGCUCUGGGGACACUGGUUCUGGACUUCCAGGAGACCUUGCAUCUGGAGACUCUGGGGACUUUGUUUCAGGAGUCUCUGGGGACUUUGUUUCCGGAGUCUCUGGGGACUUUGUGUCCGGGGUCUCUGGAGACUUUGUUUCCGGAGUCUCUGGGGACUUUGUUUCUGGAGUCUCUGGAGACCUUGUUUCCGGAAUCUCUGGGGACUUACCUUCUGGAGUCUCUGGCGACUUUGUUUCUGGAGUCUCUGGAGACUUUGUUUCUGGUAUAUCUGGAGACUUAAUUCCUGGAGUCUCUGGGGACUUCAUUUCUGGAGUCUCUGGGGACCUUGGUUCUGGGCCCUCUGGGGGUUCUGGGUUAGUGGUAACGCUCAUCCCUGACACAGGGGAGGAGAUACCCCUGACUCCCACCAUCAUCCCUGAAGAAGCCGCUGGGGUUUCUGGGGAGUCUGGGAUUCCUGAGGUGUCUGGUCUUCCCGAGGUGUCUGGUUUACCUGAUGUGUCUGGUUUACCUGAGGUGUCUGGCUUACCUGAGGUGUCUGGCUUACCUGAGGUGUCUGGUUUACCUGAGGAGUCUGGGAUUCCCGAGGUGUCUGGUUUAUUACCUGAGGAGUCUGGGAUUCCUGAGGAGUCUGGUUUAUUACCUGAGGAGUCUGGGAUUCCUGAGGAGUCUGAGACUCCUGAGGAACCUGAGGAGCCAGUGGUAACAAUAAUCCCUGACAUAGAAAAAGAGGAGGAGCUGCUUCCCACCACCCAGACCACCCCCCAGGAGGGGACUGGGGAAACAAUAGAGUCAGGGGAGUCUGGGCUACCUGACCUUGACAUUAAAACUGAAAUUGACACACAAGGUAUGCCCACCUGUCUGCUCUGUACCUGCCUGGGAGGAUCUGUGUACUGCGACGAUGUGAAGCUGUUGCACGUGCCUCCUCUCCCCAAAGAUACCACUCACUUCUACGCCCGCUACAACAAGAUCGCCAAGAUCAACAAAUCCGACUUUGCCAACAUGAACAAGCUAAAGAGGAUCGAUCUGACCAACAACGCCAUCACCAAGAUCGAUGAUGGUGCGCUCUUUGGUCUGCCUGCUUUGGAAGAGCUGAUCAUUAGGGAAAACAAGGUGGCACAACUCCCGGCUCUGCCACCCACCAUGACCCUCGUGGACGCCAGUCACAACAAACUGGGCAGCACUGGCAUCCAGAAUGAGGCCUUCAAGGACAUGACUGGGCUGCUUUACCUCUACUUGACUGACAACAACAUUGGCCACAUCCCUCUUCCUCUGCCGGACAGCCUGCGCUCUCUGCACCUACAGAACAACAACAUCCAGAUGAUACAUGAGGACACUUUCUGCCAUCUGAAUGACUUGAACUACAUUCGGAGAGCGCUGGAGGACGUCCGCCUGGACGGCAACCCCAUCAACCUCAGCAGAACCCCGCAGGCUUACGUGUGUUUGCCGCGUAUUCCAGUCGGUGCCCUAAUUUAAGCGCACGCACACACACACACACACACACACACACACACACACACACACACACACACACACACACACACACACACACACACACACACACACACAGAGAGAGAUACACACCAAAACCUCUGUGAGAGUUUCCAACGAUUUGUUUUUUUUACUUUGGGCUGGAGUAAACACUUGCAUAUGAAUGGCUGUCUUAUACUGGAGGUUCUCACACACUUCCACUCAUCAGCUGCUCGUUCCUCUCAACACCAUUUUUUCAGUUCCUUUCGUUUUGUUUUGUUUUGGUCUCCCACAUGUACAAAUAUGUGCAAUAAACCUCUGGAUCUCUGGAGUCCGUCACUAAAACUCCUACUAACUCGUUACAAUCUGGACUAAAUCAAAGAAGGCAGUGGCGCUUUCUUGCUCAAACUCACGGAGACGAUUAAAAGAAACAUUUCUUGCACAGAAGAUUGAGCCUCCCAUCACACAAGUGAGCGCAAGCUGUUCCACUUGUUUCACUGGCCAUGGCAAAUAAAUGAAAUAAGUAAUGAAAUAAACAUGACUAAUUAUGUUUGUUUUGUAAAGAAAAAGAAAAAUGAUAUAUUGUUAAUAUUCAUAAUAUUCAUGUAAUUCUAACACUUUUUUUUUUUUUGGGAAACUCGCAUAGCUUGACGAUAGUUGAAGCUGGUGCUCGAUGAAUUUGGAAGGUAAAAUUGAUUAAUGCAAUAAAAGAAGCAUUAUAACACAAACACUUUGUUGUAAAGUCUGCAUUGUAAUAUAAAAAAUAUAUAUAUUCUGAAAACUUUUGUAUGUGAACUGCAGUAUUUGGUAUAGAACGAUUCAAAAUGUUUGUCUGACCACAAGGCAACAGCCUUCAAAUGAACAAAACUAUUGUACUGUGUGGGGGGCAAUGGGGACGGUGGGGGGCUAUUAUACUGGCCCGGUAAUGUGUGCUUUGUAUGGAAAUACCACAAUUGAAUAAAGUUGUCUUCAUGACCGCUCCAA